GUUUUCUGAUAUAUGUUGGGUACCAUAGAGUGAAUCUCAGAACAGGAAGCGGAGGCAUAGCCGAGAGGAUUCUGGAAAGGUCUCUUUGUUUUCUUAUCCACAGAGAAAGCAAAGAAAAAAACAUUGUAAUUCAUUGGUAAACCUCUGUGGCCAAAAAUGUGAACAACUGCAAAGGAAGGCACAUUACACUCUAACCAUCUUGGAUGCUGGGCUUUGUUAUGCUGUGAUCCCUAAGGCUCUGUUUUAUCAGAUCAUGGAGCAAGAAAGCUGACGCCAAGCUGCAUCCCAGUUCAUCAGGGAUGAGAUAUCUGUCAAUGACUUGUGGCAGAGUGGCGUACUGGAAUAAAAAGACAGAAUCUCUUCUAGGGACAGUGUAAGAAUAAAUGAGAUAACUCCCAGAAGUCGCUUGGAGCUGUUCUGGAAAAAGGGGCUGUGAUUAUCUAAGGCAAUUCUUAUGCAAAAAGCUAAACGUAAUUAAAUGUGCAGGAUGAAAAGAUGGCACAGGCACUGCUGGUACCCCCGGGACCUGAAAGCUUCCGCCUUUUUACUAGAGAAUCUCUUGCUGCUAUCGAAAAACAUGCUGCAGAAGAGAAAGCCAAGAAGCCCAAGAAAGAACAAGACAAUGAUGACGAGAACAAACCAAAGCCAAAUAGUGACCUGGAAGCUGGAAAAAACCUUCCAUUUAUUUAUGGAGACAUCCCUCCAGAGAUGGUGUCGGAGCCCCUGGAGGACCUGGACACGUACUAUAUCAAUAAGAAAACUUUUAUAGUAUUGAAUAAAGGGAAGGCAAUUUUCCGAUUCAGUGCCACCUCUGCCUUGUAUAUUUUAACUCCGCUCAACCCUGUUAGAAAAAUUGCUAUUAAGAUUUUGGUACAUUCUUUAUUCAGCAUGCUUAUCAUGUGCACUAUUUUGACCAACUGUGUAUUUAUGACCUUGAGUAACCCUCCAGACUGGACAAAGAAUGUAGAGUACACAUUCACUGGAAUCUAUACCUUUGAGUCACUUAUAAAAAUCUUGGCCAGAGGAUUUUGCUUAGAAGAUUUUACAUUCCUUCGUGAUCCAUGGAACUGGUUGGAUUUCAGUGUCAUUGUGAUGGCAUAUGUGACAGAGUUUGUGGACCUGGGCAAUGUCUCAGCGUUGAGAACAUUCAGAGUUCUCCGAGCAUUGAAAACAAUUUCAGUCAUUCCAGGUUUAAAGACCAUUGUGGGAGCCUUGAUCCAGUCUGUGAAGAAGCUCUCAGAUGUCAUGAUCCUGACUGUGUUCUGUCUGAGCGUGUUUGCUCUAAUUGGUCUGCAGCUCUUCAUGGGCAACCUGCGGAAUAAAUGCUUACAAUGGCCCCCAAGCGAUUCUGCUUUUGAAAGCAGCACCACUUCCUUUUUUAAUGGCACAAUGGAUUCAAAUGGGACAUUUGUUAAUGUAACAAUGAGCACAUUUAACUGGAAAGAUUACAUUGAAGAUGACAGUCACUUUUAUGUUUUGGAUGGACAAAAUGACCCUUUACUCUGUGGAAAUGGCUCAGAUGCAGGCCAGUGUCCAGAAGGAUACAUCUGUGUAAAGGCUGGAAGAAACCCCAACUAUGGCUACACAAGCUUUGACACCUUUAGCUGGGCUUUCUUGUCUCUAUUUCGACUCAUGACUCAAGACUACUGGGAGAACCUUUACCAGUUGACGUUACGUGCUGCUGGAAAAACCUACAUGACAUUUUUUGUCCUGGUGAUUUUCUUGGGCUCUUUUUAUUUGGUGAAUUUGAUCCUGGCAGUAGUGGCCAUGGCCUAUGAGGAACAGAAUCAGGCAACACUCGAGGAGGCGGAACAGAAAGAGGCUGAAUUUCAGCAAAUGCUUGAACAGCUUAAAAAGCAACAGGAAGAAGCUCAGGCAGUUGCAGCAGCAUCAGCCGCUUCAAGAGAUUUCAGUGGAAUAGGUGGCUUAGGAGAGCUCUUGGAAAGUUCUUCAGAAGCAUCAAAGUUAAGCUCCAAAAGUGCGAAGGAGUGGAGGAACCGAAGAAAGAAAAGAAGACAGAGGGAGCACCUUGAAGGAAACAAAGGAGAGGGAGACAGGUUUCCCAAAUCUGAAUCUGAAGACAGUGUCAAAAGAAGAAGUUUCCUUUUCUCCAUGGAUGGAAACCGUCUGACUAGUGACAAGAAAUUCUAUUCCCCUCAUCAGUCUCUGUUAAGUAUCCGCGGCUCCCUGUUUUCCCCACGACGCAACAGCAAAACAAGCAUAUUCAGCUUCAGAGGUCGGGCAAAGGAUGUCGGUUCUGAAAAUGACUUUGCUGAUGAUGAGCACAGUACAUUUGAAGAGAGCGAGAGCAGGAGAGACUCACUGUUUGUGCCCCACAGACACGGAGAGCGACGCAACAGUAACGUUAGUCAGGCCAGUAUGUCAUCCAGGAUGGUGCCAGGGCUUCCAGCAAAUGGGAAGAUGCACAGCACUGUGGAUUGCAAUGGUGUGGUUUCCUUGGUGGGUGGACCAACAGCUCUAACCUCACCUACUGGACAACUUCUGCCAGAGGGCACCACCACUGAAACGGAGGUCAGAAAGAGAAGGCUAAGUUCUUAUCAGAUUUCAAUGGAGAUGCUGGAGGAUUCCUCUGGAAGGCAGAGAGCCAUGAGCAUAGCCAGCAUCCUGACCAACACAAUGGAAGAACUUGAAGAAUCUAGACAGAAAUGUCCGCCAUGCUGGUAUAGAUUUGCCAAUGUGUUCUUGAUCUGGGACUGCUGUGAUGCAUGGUUAAAAGUGAAGCGUCUUGUCAAUUUAAUUGUUAUGGAUCCAUUUGUUGAUCUUGCCAUUACUAUUUGCAUUGUCUUAAAUACCCUCUUUAUGGCCAUGGAACAUUACCCAAUGACUGGUCAAUUCAGCAGUGUGUUGACAGUAGGAAACCUGCUUCGAGUUUUCAAGUUGGCAAAAUCCUGGCCUACCCUGAACAUGCUGAUUAAGAUCAUUGGCAAUUCAGUGGGGGCCCUGGGUAACCUCACCUUGGUGUUGGCCAUCAUCGUCUUCAUUUUUGCUGUGGUCGGCAUGCAGCUGUUUGGUAAGAGCUACAAAGAAUGUGUCUGCAAGAUCUCCAGUGACUGUCAACUUCCACGUUGGCACAUGAAUGACUUCUUCCACUCCUUCCUGAUCGUGUUCCGGGUGCUGUGUGGAGAGUGGAUAGAGACCAUGUGGGACUGCAUGGAGGUUGCUGGUCAAACCAUGUGCCUUAUUGUUUUCAUGUUGGUCAUGGUCAUUGGAAACCUGGUGGUUCUGAACCUCUUUCUGGCCUUACUGUUGAGUUCAUUUAGCUCAGACAAUCUUGCUGCUACUGAUGAUGAUAAUGAAAUGAACAAUCUCCAGAUUGCAAUAGGAAGGAUGCAAAAGGGAAUUGAUUAUGUGAAAAAUAAGAUACGGGAGUGUUUCCGAAAAACCUUUUUGAGAAAGCCAAAAGUUACAGAAAUCCAAGAGGGCACAAAAAUAGACAGCUGCAUGUCUAAUAAUACUGGAAUUGAAAUAAGCAAAGAGCUAAAUUAUCUUAAAGAUGGAAAUGGAACCACCAGUGGUGUAGGUACUGGAAGCAGUGUUGAAAAAUAUGUAAUUGAUGAAAAUGAUUAUAUGUCAUUCAUAAACAACCCAAGUCUCACUGUAACAGUGCCAAUUGCUGUUGGAGAGUCUGAUUUUGAAAACUUAAAUACUGAAGAGUUCAGCAGUGAGUCAGAACUAGAAGAAAGCAAGGAGAAAUUAAAUGCAACCAGCUCAUCGGAAGGAAGCACAGUUGAUGUUGCCCCACCUCGAGAAGGUGAACAGGCUGAAACUGAACCGGAGGAAGACCUUAAACCAGAAGCUUGUUUUACUGAAGGAUGUAUUAAAAAGUUUCCAUUCUGUCAAGUAAGUAUAGAAGAAGGCAAAGGAAAGGUGUGGUGGAACCUUCGGAAAACCUGCUACAGCAUUGUUGAGCACAACUGGUUUGAGACUUUCAUUGUCUUCAUGAUCCUUCUUAGUAGUGGUGCUCUGGCAUUUGAGGAUAUAUACAUUGAACAGCGAAAGACUAUCAAAACUAUGCUAGAAUAUGCGGACAAAGUCUUUACUUAUAUAUUCAUCCUGGAAAUGCUUCUCAAAUGGGUAGCUUAUGGAUUUCAAACAUACUUCACUAACGCCUGGUGCUGGCUAGAUUUCUUGAUCGUCGAUGUUUCUUUGGUUAGCUUGGUAGCCAAUGCUCUCGGCUACUCAGAACUUGGUGCCAUCAAAUCUCUCCGGACACUGAGGGCUUUAAGACCUCUAAGAGCUUUAUCACGGUUUGAAGGCAUGAGGGUGGUUGUGAAUGCUCUUGUUGGAGCAAUUCCCUCCAUCAUGAACGUGCUGUUGGUUUGUCUCAUCUUCUGGCUGAUCUUUAGCAUCAUGGGUGUGAAUUUGUUUGCUGGCAAGUUCUACCACUGUGUUAACACAACAACGGGUAACAUGUUUGAAAUUAGUGAAGUCAACAAUUUGAGCGAUUGUCAGGCUCUUGGCAAGCAAGCUCGGUGGAAAAAUGUGAAAGUAAACUUUGAUAAUGUUGGUGCCGGCUACCUCGCAUUGCUUCAAGUGGCCACAUUUAAAGGCUGGAUGGACAUUAUGUAUGCAGCUGUUGACUCACGAGAUGUUAAACUUCAGCCUGUAUAUGAAGAAAAUCUGUAUAUGUAUUUAUACUUUGUCAUCUUUAUCAUCUUUGGGUCAUUCUUCACUCUGAAUCUAUUCAUUGGUGUCAUCAUAGAUAACUUCAACCAACAGAAAAAGAAGUUUGGAGGUCAAGACAUCUUUAUGACAGAGGAACAGAAAAAAUAUUACAAUGCAAUGAAGAAACUUGGAUCCAAGAAACCUCAGAAACCCAUACCUCGGCCAGCAAACAAAUUCCAAGGAAUGGUCUUUGAUUUUGUAACCAGACAAGUCUUUGAUAUCAGCAUUAUGAUCCUCAUCUGCCUCAACAUGGUCACCAUGAUGGUGGAAACUGACGACCAGAGCAAAUACAUGACUCUAGUUUUGUCCCGGAUCAAUCUUGUGUUCAUUGUCCUGUUCACUGGAGAAUUUGUGCUAAAGCUUAUUUCCCUCAGAUACUACUACUUCACCAUAGGCUGGAACAUCUUUGAUUUUGUGGUGGUGAUUCUCUCCAUUGUAGGCAUGUUUCUGGCUGAGCUGAUAGAAAAAUAUUUUGUGUCCCCUACCCUGUUCCGAGUGAUCCGUCUGGCCAGGAUUGGCCGAAUCCUACGUCUGAUCAAAGGGGCCAAGGGGAUCCGCACGCUGCUCUUCGCUCUGAUGAUGUCCCUUCCUGCGUUGUUUAACAUCGGCCUCCUGCUCUUCCUGGUCAUGUUCAUCUACGCCAUCUUUGGAAUGUCCAACUUUGCCUAUGUUAAAAAGGAAGCUGGAAUUGAUGACAUGUUCAACUUUGAAACCUUUGGCAACAGCAUGAUCUGCCUGUUUCAGAUUACCACCUCUGCGGGCUGGGAUGGUUUGUUGGCACCUAUUCUCAACAGUGCACCACCCGACUGUGACCCAGACACAAUUCACCCUGGAAGCUCAGUUAAAGGAGACUGUGGGAACCCAUCUGUUGGGAUUUUCUAUUUUGUCAGUUACAUCAUCAUAUCCUUUCUGGUUGUGGUGAACAUGUACAUCGCUGUCAUCCUGGAGAACUUCAGUGUUGCUACUGAAGAAAGUGCAGAGCCCCUGAGUGAGGAUGACUUUGAGAUGUUCUACGAGGUUUGGGAGAAGUUUGACCCCGAUGCCACCCAGUUUAUUGAGUUCUCCAAGCUCUCUGAUUUUGCAGCUGCCCUGGAUCCUCCUCUUCUCAUAGCAAAACCAAACAAGGUCCAGCUCAUCGCCAUGGAUCUGCCCAUGGUCAGUGGGGACCGGAUCCACUGCCUCGACAUUUUAUUUGCCUUUACAAAGCGUGUUUUGGGUGAGAGUGGAGAGAUGGAUGCCCUUCGAAUACAGAUGGAAGACCGGUUCAUGGCAUCGAACCCCUCCAAAGUCUCCUAUGAGCCCAUCACCACCACUUUGAAACGCAAACAGGAGGAAGUAUCAGCUGCUAUUAUUCAGCGUAAUUUCAGAUGUUAUCUUUUAAGACAAAGGUUAAAAAACGUAUCAAGUAAAUAUAAUAAAGAGGCAGUCAAAGGGAGGGUUGACUUACCUAUAAAAGAAGACAUGAUUAUUGACAAAUUAAAUGGAAACUCCACCCCAGAAAAAACAGAUGGGAGUUCCUCUACCACCUCUCCUCCUUCCUAUGAUAGUGUAACAAAGCCAGACAAAGAAAAGUUUGAGAAAGACAAACCAGAAAAAGAAAGCAAAGGGAAAGAGGUCAGGGAAAAUCAAAAGUGAAAAGAAAACAAAGAAUUAUCUUUGUCACCAACUGUUUACAGCCUACGAAGGUAAAGUCUAUGUGUCAACUGGACUCCCAGAGGAGGUCUAUGCCAAACUGACUGUUUUAACAAAUACUCAUGGUCAGUGCCUAUAACAAGACAGUGACCUCUCCGUCACUACAACUCUGUGAGUCAGGGUAUCAACAUCGACAAAAGGUUGCUGUUUUCAUUACCAGCUGACACUGCUGAGGAGAAACACAACAACUACCUAGACUGUAGGAUAGUUGUGCAAAGUGAUUGCUGUAACUACACCAAACACCUUUAGUACAGUACUUGCAUCCAUUCUAUUUUUAACUUCCAUAUCUGCCAUAUUUUUACAAAAUUUGUUCUAGUAGAUUUCCCUGGUCACUAAUUCAUAGUUUAUUCAUAAUACUAUGUCACUAUUUUUGUAAAUGACAUUUAAGUUGAGAAAAAAAAGGAUAUAAGAGCCCUGUGUUCCUACUCCAAAACUUUCUCAAAUAAUCAAGACAAAAAUGUUUUGUCUGAGAGAUAAAAUUUUUUCUCAAAACCUGAAAUAAAAUGCUAAUGUCAACAAUUUCAGGUACUUCCAGUUUCUAGAUAACUUUAAUUUUGAAAGUGUUUUAGUCUAUUUUGUUUGUUUAUAUCUGAACAGUUAUGUGCCUGUAAAGUUUCCUCUAAUUUUUAAAGGAUUAUUUUUAUGCAAAGUAUUCAGUUUCAGCAAGUGCAAAUUUUAUUCCAAAUUCCAGAGUUCUAUAUUUAAUUUUGGUUAAAUGCUUUCCAAAAAAAAUAAUCUAAUAAAUUUGUUCUAGAAAGUAUAUCUAAUGUAUCACUUUAGAAUAGCUGUUCUACUUUCUGCUGCAGUAUUGCUUUGCCAUCUUCUGCUCUUAGCAAAGCUGACACUUUAUGUCAAUUAAACACCUUCUGUUAUGUAAAUAGUUAUUUUAUCCUGUGGUGCAUGUUAGGGCAAAUAUAUAUAUAUAUAUGUAUACAUAUAUAAGUAUAUAUACAGCCUGAUAAACAACUUCUAUUAAAUCAAAUAUGUACCACAGUGUAUGUGUCCUUUGCAAGCUUCCAACAGGGAUGUAUCCUGUACCAUUCAUUAAACAUGAAUAGUUUGAGUCUAUCACUAAUGCAUGUUAAUAUUGCCUAUGCUGCUCUAUUUUACUCAAUCCAUUCUUCAUACGUCUUGUUUAGCAGUCACAUGUUGGUGGUAGAGUGAAUUCAACAAGCUCUCUGUCUAGUAUGUCAAGCAGAAUAGCUUGCAGUUAUUUUAAAGCACUUUUUAUUCUGCAUUUUUAAUUUGAGUAUCGUAUGUUUCUCCAGAUUUCAAGGAAAUACACUGUACUGCCUGUUGUCAAAUCUUAUACUUCAUAUUUUGCUAAAAAUAUGUCCCAAACUUGUUUAAAUAUAAAUAAUGUAAAAAUAUGA
Hipposideros armiger (great roundleaf bat) is the source of this 7751-nucleotide messenger RNA. RefSeq names its product sodium voltage-gated channel alpha subunit 3 (gene SCN3A). The record is from RefSeq and is a predicted model, not a curated record. NCBI's taxonomy places the organism in Eukaryota, Metazoa, Chordata, Mammalia, Chiroptera, Hipposideridae. The transcript is spliced from 27 exons. Gene Ontology annotation, molecular function: voltage-gated sodium channel activity; protein binding. Bases 496 to 6321 code for a protein of 1941 amino acids. Gene Ontology annotation, biological process: sodium ion transmembrane transport; membrane depolarization during action potential; neuronal action potential. Gene Ontology annotation, cellular component: voltage-gated sodium channel complex; plasma membrane.